Leptopilina boulardi is the source of this 1668-nucleotide messenger RNA. RefSeq lists its product as uncharacterized. The transcript has 4 exons. NCBI's taxonomy places the organism in Eukaryota, Metazoa, Arthropoda, Insecta, Hymenoptera, Figitidae. The coding region runs from base 83 to 616 and encodes 177 amino acids. The record is from RefSeq and is a predicted model, not a curated record.
AAAGCAUUAAAUAUUACUGAAAGAAACGUUUAAAUGUAAAAAAACAAAAAAUUUCUCCACCUAAUUGUUAGUAAUAUCAACAAUGAUAAAAAUAAGUUUUAUAUUUUUUGCAUACAUUUCUAUUACUAAUGCAAUACUCGUCAAUAGAACGAAUUAUAUUAACUGGGUGCAAAUCAGGAGAGGUGAAGAGUUUCAAGGAGUUAGAGUAAGACAAAUAAAUGGUGGCUACAUAAUUAAUUGGUUGGAGGACUAUGAUGACAGUGCGAAUUCCUUAAAAGUGUACUUUAACUAUAUUUUCGAAAAGUCGGGAAGUCGGGAAAUUAUAAACGUCAAAAAUUUGUGCGGUACUGAGAUGCCCGGAACUUUAGAGUUUGCUGUUCAACAACAUAUGCUGACAAAAUUUGCAACUACAAAACAAUGUCCAAUUAAAAAGGGUACACAAGUUAUUUUCAGACUACCCGAUACUUACACAUGGGAAACGAAAAAUCAUGAAUGUGGAUGGGUUGACGGAUCAUCGUAUAUAAGCAAAACACAUUCGCGAAGAAAUGACCAUACACCACUUUUGUUACGAAUUCAUUUUACAGGAUAUGUCACUGGACCUAAUUGUUUGAAUUAAAAAUAAGAACGAAAAUUUCAAUGAAAUACAACACCGUCCGAUACGAUUUUUUAACCACAAAAAAAUCCAACAUUUUCGGAAACUAGGACCAAAAAAAAAAAAAAAAAAAAUACCCGUGUCUGGCCGUUUUGCUAGAUCAAGUCGUUUUUGGUUUUUAGGGGUGAGAACAACCCCUAAAUGAAAAGUGACAAAAUAUCUUUUAAAAAUUAUUAAUAUUUUAUAAAACUUGUUAUCUGGGUCGCUGAUUAUUAAUCUAAUGUCAGAUUUUCAAAAUUCAAAAUGGCGAAUCCAAUAUGUCGAUAAAAUUUUUAAAAAUUUGUUAAUUUUUUUUAUAAAACUUGCACGUAGAGAAAUUUCUAGGAACGAAUAUUUACCGUGCUGCAACCUGAAAGUGAGUGCAAGGUACAUUCUGGCUGUUUUUACUGUGCCGCCUCUACAAUCUGUAUUGCAAAUUUGUAGGGGCAGCACAGUAAAAACUGCCAGAAUGUACUUUGCACUCACUUUCAGAUGGCAGCACAGUAAAUAUUCCUAGAAAUUUCUCUCCGUGUGGUAUCUCUACGAGUUUUUGGAGUCGCUGAUGACGAAUUUGAUGUCAAAUUUUCAAAAUUCAAAAUGGCGGAUAUAAAAUAAAAACUUAAUAACUUUAAAAAUUUUUUUUUGACCGCCAUAUUGGAUCCGCCAUUUUGAGUUUUGAAAAUCUGACAUUAGAUUAAUAAUCAGCGACCCAGAUAACAAGUUUUAUAAAAUAUUAAUAAUUUUUAAAAGAUAUUUUGUCACUUUUCAUUUAGGGGUUGUUUUCACCCCUAAAAACCACAAACGACUUGAUCUAGCAAAACGGCCAGACACGGGUAUUUUUUUUUUUUUUUUUUGGUCCUAGUUUCCGAAAAUGUUGGAUUUUUUUGUGGGUAAAAAAAAAGUUGAAUUUUGUCGGACAAGUGCAAUAUAUAACAAAUACAAAACAUCAACAAUAUGUCAUUGGAUAAAAAAAAUUAAUUUUAAUUAAUUAACUUAAUUAACGAAAUUAAUUUCGCUAUUAAAUUAAUUUAGCAAUA